AUGGCAGCGCCCUUGUCAGUGGAGUUGGAGUUCGGAGGUGGUGCGGAGCUCCUGUUUGAUGGUGUAAAGAAGCAUCAGGUCACUUUGCCUGGACAGGAGGAGCCCUGGGACAUUCGAAACCUCCUCAUUUGGAUCAAGAAGAAUUUGCUAAAAGAACGCCCGGAGUUGUUCAUCCAAGGAGACAGUGUGCGGCCAGGAAUUCUGGUGCUUGUCAACGAUGCCGACUGGGAACUGCUGGGUGAGCUGGACUACCAGCUUCAGGACCAGGACAGCGUCCUCUUCAUAUCCACAUUGCAUGGAGGCUAA
Molecule: messenger RNA, 306 nt
Organism: Elephantulus edwardii (Cape elephant shrew)
Lineage: Eukaryota; Metazoa; Chordata; Mammalia; Macroscelidea; Macroscelididae
Gene: URM1
Product: ubiquitin related modifier 1
Exons: 5
Coding region: 1-306 (101 amino acids)
Biological process (GO): protein urmylation; tRNA thio-modification
Cellular component (GO): nucleus; cytoplasm
Molecular function (GO): protein tag activity
Source: RefSeq, a predicted model, not a curated record